Messenger RNA from Hevea brasiliensis (rubber tree), 4245 nucleotides. RefSeq lists its product as uncharacterized. Bases 761 to 3481 code for a protein of 906 amino acids. The transcript has 14 exons. The record is from RefSeq and is a predicted model, not a curated record. Gene Ontology annotation, cellular component: cytoplasm. NCBI's taxonomy places the organism in Eukaryota, Viridiplantae, Streptophyta, Magnoliopsida, Malpighiales, Euphorbiaceae. Gene Ontology annotation, molecular function: cysteine synthase activity.
AUAGAAUUGAGGGAGAGAGAUGGUGGAAAGCCCGCUUCCACAGAUGGACCCUAUUCCAACGCUAACUCCAUUAGUGUUUUGCACUCAAGAGAGAGAAGUUUCGCAGGGAAGAUAGCUCUAACAGAAAUACAAACGAAGUGUUUCAUUUUCAACAUCCACCAACAACAAUUUUGGUGUCUUAAUCUUUCUUUUUCCUCUACGGUACGAUUCCGCAAAUGCCAUUUCUUUUUCGCUCACCAAAGAACAACAAAAAUCCAAUUUUCCCUGUCAAUUUUCCUCUCAUUUGUCUUUUCUGGGUUGUUUCCCAUUUUCUUACUUGGGGGUGUUUCCCUCUCGGUAGGUUGGAUUUGGUUAUGAGCUGGGUUUACUUGUGUUAUCAAUGGUGCUUUCACAUUGAGUUGAUUUUUGUCGUUAUAGGCAAUGUGGAGGGGGAAAAUGCGGUAGCAAAAUAGGAAAGAAUUUCUGGGCUUUGAUUUAUGGGUCAUAUCGUCAAGUUGAAUCUUUCUACAGAGAUAUUUCAUUUACUGGAGUGGAGUCUAUUUGAGGAAUUUUAGCCAAUGCAAGUAGCACUAAUGAUUACUAGCUUUACCCAUGUGUGAUUUUAUUCAUAUUUAUGUUUUUAUUUGUCUCUGGACUGGAGAUUGAUACUCAUAGUUUCUCCUGCUUGUUUUUCUCUUAGCUUCUUAGGAUAUGUUUUUUGGCAUUGCAUAUGGAUUUGAUUUUUGUUAGGAGACAUUGCUGAUUUAUUUUUUGAUUAGCAAUGGCUGAGAAGCAUGUCUCAUCCCUCGGGGUUGUUUCUAGGAAAUAUUUGCUUUGCUUAUUCUCAUUCAUUUUGGCCUUGUUCAUAUUAUCUUGGUUCUUUGUGCUGCGUUCUGCGGGCCGCCCUAACUUCGUUGAUCAUACUUUUUUAGCCAAUCCAUUUCAUUCUAUAAUCGAUGAUGGUAGUUUCCAGUCCUGGAAUCAAAAUGAUGUUGAAACCCCACUUGGAAAUAGAGAAGGCGGAGGAGAAGAAGAAGAAACACCCAAAGAGAAAGUUGCUGAGAAAGAUGUGAAAUGCAAUACUCAUAACGAGAAUAACAAAGAACCCCUUAAGGUUUUCAUGUAUGAUUUGCCAGCAGAGUUUCAUUUUGAGCUCUUAGACUGGACUCCACAAGGGGAUAGUGUUUGGCCUGAUCUUAGAACUAAAAUACCUACAUAUCCUGGUGGAUUGAACUUGCAGCAUAGUAUAGAAUAUUGGCUUACAUUGGAUCUUCUUGCUUCUGAAACUCCUGGUAUUCCUAGAGCUGGUAGUGCUGUAAGAGUCCGAAAUUCUAGUGAAGCUGAUGUCAUAUUUGUACCAUUCUUUUCUUCGCUGAGUUAUAACCGAUAUUCAAAGGUAAAUCCACAUCAAAAGAAGAGCAAGAACAAGUUGUUGCAAGAGAAGCUGGUAAAGUUUGUGACAUCACAAAGGGAAUGGAAGAGGUCAGGGGGGCGAGAUCAUGUCAUCUUGGCUCACCAUCCAAAUAGCAUGUUAGAUGCAAGGAUGAAGCUAUGGCCAGCAAUGUUCAUACUGGCAGACUUUGGGAGGUAUCCCCCCAAUAUAGCAAAUGUUGACAAAGAUGUAAUUGCACCUUACAAACAUGUAAUCAGAAGCUAUGUUGAUGACUUGUCUAACUUUGACAGCCGCCCAAUAUUACUGUACUUUCAAGGAGCCAUAUACAGGAAAGAUGGUGGCCUUGCUCGGCAAGAAUUGUUUUACCUUCUAAAAGAUGAAAAAGAUGUGCAUUUCCAAUUUGGAAGUGUUCAAAAGGAUGGAAUCAGCAAAGCUUCCCAGGGAAUGCACUCCUCGAAAUUUUGCCUCAAUAUUGCAGGUGACACUCCCUCAUCAAACCGUCUCUUUGAUGCCAUUGCAAGCCACUGUGUUCCAGUCAUCAUCAGCGAUGACAUUGAGCUCCCUUAUGAGGAAGUUCUUGACUACUCUCAGUUCUGCAUAUUUGUUCGUACGUCAGAUGCUGUCAAAGAAAAGUUCCUCAUAAAUUUGAUCAGGGGCAUUGGGAAGGAUGAAUGGACCCGAAUGUGGCAGAAAUUGAAAGAGGUGGAACAUUUCUUUGAGUUUCAAUACCCAUCAAAGGAAGGUGAUGCUGUUCAAAUGAUAUGGCAGGCCGUGGCCAGAAAGGUCCCGGCCAUGAGAAUGAAGAUACACAAGUCCAAGAGAUUCUUACAAUCUCGUAUGCUCAACCAUAGAGAGUUGAGAAAAAUACCAACACCCAGCAAUUUUUGGUGCUUCAUUCCUAAUAAUCUUGCAAAUUAUAAACCUCUCAAAAACCUCUGUCCAGCCUCCAUGGCCCUUUGUUCUUCUUUUCUCCUCCUUCCUCCUUUUCCCUCCAUUGUUUCCCCUCGGUCUAGUUUUGCACCUUUCAAAACUUUCACCUUUACUUCCGCUAAUGGGUCUUUUGCUACAAAAAGAGAAGCUUCAAUUUUAAUCUAUGCUAAGGCCAAGGCUCCUUCCCUUUUACGGACAACCACCGCAGAGGAGGAUGAGCAGCAGGAAGAAGAAGAAGAACUUGACGCCGUCAACAUAGCAGAGGACGUCACCCAGUUAAUUGGAAGAACACCAAUGAUAUAUCUCAACAAAGUUACAGAGGGCUGUGUGUCAAAUAUUGCUGCAAAACUUGAAUCCAUGGAACCUUGUCGGAGUGUCAAAGAUAGGAUUGGUUACAGUAUGAUAUCUGAAGCUGAAGAAAGUGGAGAGAUUUCUCUGGGGAAGAGCAUAUUAGUUGAACCAACAAGUGGAAAUACAGGACUUGGUAUUGCUUUUGUUGCGGCAGCUAAAGGAUACAAACUUAUUGUCACCAUGCCUGCAUCCAUAGGUCUUGAAAGAAGGGUCCUUUUACGUGCAUUUGGAGCAGACAUUGUUUUGACUGACCCAGAUAAAGGCCUAAAAGGCGCCGUUGAUAAGGCUGAAGAAAUUGUUCUCAGGACACCAAAUGCAUACUUGUUUCAACAGUUUGAGAAUGUUGCUAAUACAAAGGCCCACUUUGAAACUACAGGACCUGAAAUAUGGGAGGAUACUUUAGGAAAUGUUGACAUUCUUGUUGCUGGAAUGGGAACUGGUGGUACUAUAACAGGCACUGGACGUUUCUUGAAAAUGAUGAACAAAGAAAUUAAGGUGGUUGGUGUGGAGCCUGCUGAAAGGAGUGUUAUCUCAGGAGAAAACCCAGGUUAUAUACCCAGCAUCUUGGAUGUGAAAUUGCUUGAUGAGGUUAUCAAGGUCACAAAUGAUGAAGCCAUUGAAAUGGCUAGGAGACUAACCUUGGAGGAAGGUUUGCUGGUUGGUAUUUCAUCAGGAGCUGCUGCAGUUGCUGCAAUCAGUUUAGGAAAAAGGCUUGAGAACGCUGGAAAGCUCAUUACAGUUAUAUUUCCAAGCUUUGGUGAGAGGUAUAUACCUACUGUGCUUUUUCAAUCUAUAUAUGAAGAGGCUCAAAAUAUGCAACCAAGAUAGUCAAGAUAUCUCUGAAAUUGGAGCAUUUCUUGCAUUUUGAAGCACGGACCAUUGUAUUGUAUCAGUAGGUAUAGCUUUCCUCUCAAGACAGAUUCUUGGUUAUUGUAUGAGCAAUUCAGACAAGCAGAAUUUGAGUGUAAACUGUAAAAGCAAAAGUCCAAAAUAUAUUUUAUUUGCUUUCAUAUUUUGGUCUCUCUCAGUGUCCGUGCAUCGUCUGGGACAAGAGUUUGGGUACGCUGACCAAGAUGUAGGGGUGCUUAUCAUGCCAUUGAACAUGCUAUAAAAUAUCAUGUGCAGGUAGCUCUGGAUUAAACAGUCAAUGUCAGAAAUGAAGGUGUUGUAGCUUGUAAAGAUUUUGUGCUCUACUGUGUGGUGUUCAAUUCUUAAAAGAACUCACUACCUUUAAUGGCAAGAUCAUUCCUCUGGAAGAUGAAAAAGUUAUGUACCGUAUGAUAGUAUUGGUCUUAUCCACCAAUCCAUACCAAUGACUUUUAAGCAGUGGUGAUUGUGAUGGAUUGAUCAGCCUCCUCAGGGACAAGUGGCCACUCAUUAAUACUGAGAAAAUUAUUAGUGAAAGUGAAUCAUCGCUUGGUCAUUUUCUCUCUCAUACAUGUAUGGGUAGUUCUUUAGUCAUUAAGUUCUACGGCUCAUGUGAGAGAAAAAGGGAUUCUAGGAUGAUUUUAUCUACUAAUUUAACUGUUUGACAUUUUCUUCAUUCUUUAAGAUAAGUAAAAAUUAAAAAAAAAAGGAAAAUUUAUUAUUUA